Molecule: messenger RNA, 2456 nt
Organism: Phragmites australis (common reed)
Lineage: Eukaryota; Viridiplantae; Streptophyta; Magnoliopsida; Poales; Poaceae
Exons: 15
Coding region: 39-2174 (711 amino acids)
Biological process (GO): recombinational repair
Molecular function (GO): ATP-dependent DNA damage sensor activity; damaged DNA binding; ATP hydrolysis activity
Source: RefSeq, a predicted model, not a curated record
CCCUGUCUUUGUUCAGCACGGACGGACCAUGGACGUGCAUGCUGCACACUCGCACUCUGGCACACAGCACAGAGCGCACUGGUCAGGUCGUCGUUGUUUGCGCUUGCGGCUUGCGGCACAGCCUCAGACAUCGGCCGGCCCGCUCCUCCGGAGCCCCGCGGACUGGCGCCCCCCUUCCCCCUUCCCGCGUCGGCACGCACGCCACAUUUCCUCCAAAAUCCCGGCCAAAACCCCCGAACACCAACCGCUCGAAUUCCAUGCCCCACCCCGCCGCCGCGAUGCUCCGCUCGCCCUCCUCCCUCCUUCGCAUCUCUCGCCGCCUCCAACUCCAACUCCACCUCCUCCGACCCCAUACCCCUCGCCUCCCUCGUCCCCCGCUCUCCACCCAUCCCCGCUUCCUCUCCUCCUCCUCGCCCACCUCCGGCGUCCCGGGAUGGGCCACCUACGACCCCCUCACCGACAGCCUCGCGCCCGCCGCGGCGAUCCCUUCCGCCUCCGCCUCGGCCUCGGACUCCGAGACCCCUGCGGAGUCCGACGCAUGGGGCGUCUACGACCCCGUCGCGGGCCGCAUCGUCAUGCAGGGCGCUCCGCCGCCGACUCCCUCGUCACCCAACGCCGCUGACGACGAGGAGGAGAGUGAGAAUGAGAGCGUGAAGGAGAAGGGGAGGCCGAGCGGCGGGAAGGGCAAGGUCAGCUGGUCGGCGGUGGCCGCGCCCAGGAAGCCCGGGGGGAAGGCGGGCAGGCAGAGGGUUUCCUACGUGUGCAGCAACUGCGGGGAGGGCGAUUCGCAGUGGUGGGGCAUUUGCCCCCACUGCAAGGAGAUGGGGACCCUGACGAAGUUUGUCGCGGGGACUGACGCUGACUCCACGGAGGGCUCGCACCACGCGGUCCGGUCGUGGAUUCCGCAGAAGAGCAGGGAGAUGGUGCCGCAGAGCCUUCUGGACGUGAAGAAGGGGAUGGACCAGGCGGAGUGGCGCAUACCGCUGAUGGGGAGCUUCGGGAUGGAGAUUGCUCGGGUGCUUGGAGGCGGCGUUGUUCCAGGCUCCUUGAUUUUAGUCGGUGGGGAUCCAGGUGUUGGCAAAAGUUCAUUGAUGUUACAGCUUGCUUCAAAUGUAGUGGAGGGCUUCAAGGUCGAGGAGUCUUCUCCUGUUGUAUAUGUGUCUGGUGAGGAGAGUAUUGAGCAAAUUGGAAACAGGGCUGACCGGAUGAGUAUCAAGUCCAAAAACUUGUACCUCUACUCUGGUACGGAUCUUGAGGAUAUCUUGGACAAAAUACAACCGUUAUCUCCAAAGGCUCUUAUUAUUGAUUCAAUUCAAACAAUUUAUCUGAGAUCUUUUGCUGGAAGUGCUGGCAAUUCGUCACAGGUCAAGGAAUGCACCUCCGCCUUGUUAAGAUUUGCAAAAUUGACCAAUAUCCCUGUUUUCUUGAUUGGACAUGUUACAAAAACUGGUGAUAUUUCUGGCCCUCGCCUCUUAGAGCACAUAGUGGAUGUUGUUCUAUAUAUGGAGGGAGAGAGGUGCUUAUCCCAUCGAUUGUUGAGGUCGGUGAAGAAUCGUUUCGGUUCAACAGAUGAGCUUGGUGUAUUUGAAAUGGCAGAAUUUGGUCUGCAAGCUGUUCUGAAUCCAAGCGAGAUGUUCUUAACUGAACAUGACUCUGAUUCUGAAAUUCUGGCCGGGCUUGCUGUAGCUGUUGUUUUAGAUGGAUCCAGGACCUUUGCUAUUGAAGUUCAGGCAUUGUGUGUUUCUGGUUCUCCUUGCACUGGACAAGUAGUUGGCAUACCAACAAGCAAGGCUGAUAUUAUAAUCUCUGUUCUUAUGAAGCAAGCGGGCCUAAAACUUCAGGAUAAUGCUAUUUUUCUGAAUGUUGUCAGUGGCUUUAAGUUGACAGAGACGGCAGGAGAUCUGGCCAUAGCAGCUUCAAUUUGCAGCAGUUUCUUGGAAUUUCCUAUCCCGAAUGAUGUUGCAUUUAUCGGAGAGGUCGGCCUCGGCGGUGAACUGAGAACUGUGCCAAGAAUGGACAAGCGAGUUAUAGCUAUUGCGAAGUUGGGAUACAAGAAAUGUGUCGUUCCCAAGACCUCAGAGAAGUUGCUCAAACCACUUAAUCUUGAUAUCGAGAUUUUAUCCUGCAGCAAUCUGAAGCAGGUUAUAAACACCAUAUUUAGGCCCCAAGGAUGAUUUUGUAAGAGAUGCCUGGUUUACCAAAGCUGACUGUAGGCGUUUAGACAUUACAGUAUUGUAGAAGCUGGCUAGUUCGAUUGAUGUAGCAUAGUACCUGGUAGACACUGAACGGUUGUCAAGGCUCCAGGCUUCGAGCCGCUCUAUAUAUUCAUUCCUUUUACUCAUAAAGCCUAAGACAGCCAUGACUUCGGUCCUCCUUGCUGGUCUCCUGAACCCUUAACCACAAUAUAUGAGAUGCAAAGAAUCAUAGUUCUUAGGUAUAUAUUUUAAUUUUUAUUC